AUGGCCAUGAGAUCCUUCACGCAGUUCGUGGUGGCCGCGGCCGUCCAGCUGGUCCUCGCCGCCGACUACCCUUCCAUACCGACAGAUUUGACCACACCAGUACAACAGCGUCUCGCAAUCGGAGGACCGAAUGAGAUGACCGUCGGUUGGAAUACGUACGAGAAAUUGAACCAGUCUUGCGUCAGCUACGGUACCUCCAGCACAUCCCUAAGCUCCCAGGCAUGCUCGACCACAUCCAUCACCUACGGCACAUCAAGAACAUGGGCCAACGCGGUAACGCUGACCGGACUCCAAGCCGCAACCACCUACUACUACAAGAUCGAGUCCACCAACUCUAGCGUGGAGCAUUUCUUUUCCCCACGCACAGCAGGAGACACCACCCCCUUCAACAUGGACGUAGUGAUUGAUCUCGGAGUCUAUGGAGCGGACGGCUUCACCACCACCAAGCGCGACACGAUUCCCGAGAUCCAGCCAGCCCUCAAUCAUAGCACGAUCGGCGCGCUUGCUGAGACAGUCGACGACUAUGAAGUCGUCCUUCACCCCGGCGACUUCGCCUACGCAGACGACUGGUACCUCAAGCUCCAGAACUUGCUGGACGGCAGUGACGCCUAUCAAGCCAUCCUGGAAAACUUCUACGACCAACUCGCACCGAUCGCCGGACGAAAGGCGUACAUGGUCUCUCCCGGAAACCACGAAGCAGACUGCACCGAAAUCGACUACACCUCCGGUCUCUGCCCCGAGGGCCAACGAAAUUUCACAGACUUCAUGACACGCUUCGGACACACCAUGCCCACGGCCUUCGCAUCCAGCUCCUCCAACUCGACCGCCCAAAGCCAGGCCUCCACAGCCCAGUCCCUCGCCAACCCGCCAUUCUGGUAUAGCUUCGAAUACGGCCUCGUACACGUAACGAUGAUCAACACGGAGACGGAUUUCGGCGACGCCCCCGACGGACAAGAUGGCUCCGCGAACCUCGACGGCGGACCCUUCGGCGCACCCGGCCAACAGCUGUCGUUUGUCGAAGCAGACCUCGCAAGCGUCGACCGCAGCGUCACACCCUGGUUGAUAGUCGCCGGCCACCGCCCCUGGUACAGCACGGGCGGCUCCGACAACAUCUGCGAUCCAUGCCAAGAAGCAUUCGAAUCCCUCUUGUACAAGUACGGCGUCGAUCUCGGCGUGUUCGGACACGUUCAUAAUUCUCAGCGAUUCUUGCCCGUGUAUAACCAGACUGCAGACCCUGCCGGCAUGAACGAUCCCAAGUAUCCAAUGUACAUUAUCGCUGGCGGAGCUGGAAAUAUCGAGGGCCUGAGCAGUGUGGGGGAUAACUAUUCGACGAAUGUAUUUGCGUACGGUGACGAUUUUAGCUAUGCGAGGUUGAAAGUGCAGGAUGCGCACAAUUUGGGGAUCGAAUUCUAUCGCUCCUCGACGGGCGACUUGUUGGAUAGCAGUGUGCUGUACAAGUCGCACAAUGUGAGCUUUGUUGUGAAUUAG
This is a messenger RNA of Lecanosticta acicola, 1488 nucleotides long. The record is from the annotation of a GenBank genome assembly. NCBI's taxonomy places the organism in Eukaryota, Fungi, Ascomycota, Dothideomycetes, Mycosphaerellales, Mycosphaerellaceae.